This is a messenger RNA of Fonticula alba, 3723 nucleotides long. RefSeq lists its product as hypothetical. The transcript is spliced from 3 exons. Lineage: Eukaryota; Rotosphaerida; Fonticulaceae. The coding region runs from base 1 to 3402 and encodes 1133 amino acids. The record is from RefSeq and is a predicted model, not a curated record.
AUGGUCCUGCCACUGAAGAGCUCCAAGGGCGAUAGUGGCAGCACUAUCGCUCCUGAGAAUGACAUUACCCGCUCACGCCCCAAGGACAGAAAGAAGUCGAGUAAGCCAGAUCGCCAGGAGCCUCAGCGGCAGAAGGGGGACUUGGAUGUUCGGAAGCGUCGAAAGGAAAAGCAAGCUACCAAACUUGCAGCCACUAACAAUGCCGCAUCCUCCACGCUCUCCGCCGUCCCUGUGGCUUCUUCCACAACAGCACCCGCAGUGGCUGAUUUGCAAGAUCUGCCGGAGAACAGCAUCGAUGCAUCGCGUGGGGCGAAGCGCCUUCGGCGAAAGGAGCGCAAGGCCCACGCGGCUGCCUUGGCGGCCGCCGAGGUCGCCGUUACCGAAGCUGCCGCCGCCACCAAAGUGGCCACUGAUCAUGCCCAGCCCUCCAAGAAGGACAAGCGAGACAAAAAACACAAGGACCACAUGAAUCAGCAGCAGAAAGACAACAGGAAGGCGUCCACCUCCGCCGGGGGCCUAUCGGCGUCCAGUCUGGCGGAGCUGGCGCGGCAACCAGCCAGCUCGGCCACCGGUGGUGCCAGUGGCGCUCGCGAUCGGACCUUCUCCAUGCCGCUGGCCAACUCCCUGGGAUCCUCUCUGGCCAGGACCCCACUCCGUGCCUUCUCCGCGGUCUCGGCCUCCUCUCCGGCUCCAGUCCAGUCGUCGAGCCGCCAGAAGCUCCCUUCCCCGGAGUCCUCGCCGACGGAGCUGGGCCCCUCGGUGAUCUCCAAACAACACAUGUUGACUUCGCUGGGAGCCGAAUCCAAGAAGCGCUCGUCUACCGCCUCGCCUGGUCCGUCAGAUGUGCCCCGAAAGAGCUCGAAGCUGGACGAGUCUGCUGCUGCUGCUGCUGCUGCUGCUGUGAAUGUGCUGUCCGCUACCACCCCUCUGCUUGAGACGGAAGAUGACUCGGGCCACGAGACCGCCGAUGAGACUACCGAGACCCUGGACGGCACUGUGGCCACAAAUUCUCCGUCGGCCAGCGCUUCCUUUGGCAUCACCACUUCUCCAAUCAUCGAGCAGGGGCUUGCGGAUUGUGAUGUCCCCGGUGUCCAAGCAGGCACCAUGGGUGAGGAGGCCGGGCGAAAGGACCACACGACGGACGCAGAGAUGGAGGCUGACGAGGCCAACGAGGAGGACGAGGAGGACGAGGAGGACGAGGACGAGGAAGAUGACGACGAGGAGGACAGCACGGACGAGGAUGAGGAUGAGGGCACGCCCCCUCCCUUUGUCCUUGGUGACCAGCUGGCCGAUCCCACCUUUGACGCCAUGCUCCAGAUGGAGUCCCAGCCUACCGGCAAUGGGGCCUUCUUUGCGUCACUCGGCACUGUCCCUUCUUUCUUCAGCGGGCUUUUGCCGACGUCGUCAUCGUCGUCAUCGGCCCCGGGUCCCACUUCAACCACCCCGCCCCUAUCUGCCGCCUCAAUCGCGGGAACCAGCUCGGCUGCUCCAGCAUCGAGCCUCGGAUCCUUGUCAGGGGUGACUCCCCUGCCGAUGUUCGGGAAUCUCUCGGGGACCACCGAUGAAAUCGAGUCCAAGACAUCCGGUGUGGCAGCCAACAAGACCGGGGUCGAGUCCAUGUCCAUGGCGCGGACCGAACCUCUCAUUGAGGCGUCUCCGUGUGGGCCAGCAUCCGAACCCGAAUCCAAAUCCGUUCCGACACUUGUGACAGCGGUGGAGAAGUCGAUCUCCACAUUCACAACCGAGGCGGCGCCUGCCUCCGAGAUCGUUUCUGAACCUGCUCCCGAGCCGAUGGCUGUCGAUCCCUCCACGCCUAGAAUGAAGGCCGCGAGUCCGGCCCCGGGGGCACUCUCGGCCUCUUCGCGCGACGCGUCCUUCCCUGUCCGGAUCCUGCUGGCAGGGCGGCGCUUCAUCCUGCCUGUUCGGCCAUCUUGGCCGGUGGCUCAGGUGGCCAAGGUAGCCGCCGAAGUGUAUCUGUCUAUGUACGUCCGGUCGGGUUGCCCGCACCCCCCGCCGUCUGUGCCGGCCUUGCGGGAUCUUUCGGCCGAGUCCCUUCAGACGGUGUAUGAUGUGGUGCUUGCCAUAUCCGAAGAUCGUGCGCCGGCCUUCGUUCAGUGCGUCGACACCUCUUCCUCCCUGUCGCUGGGUAAUUUGGACGCGCUCGACAUCUCGGCUGGCUUCGACUUGCCAGCCGCCGAGCUCAUCGGCGAUCUGGUCGACAAGUACAUGUCCCUGCAGGUGUUUGCCGACUAUGGCACAAUCACCCCGGAGGUGGACACAAAAAAGCGCCGCGCAUCGGAUGCCCAGGCAUUGGAGGAUGAAACGUCGGCCACGAAGCGAACUCGCACAUGUGGUGCCGAGGGCAAAUCGCCGUUCAACUCCGGGCCGAAUUCACUCGUCAACCCCGACUCCAACCCGGCCACCGAUGCGGAUCUCGAUCUGCUUAUCAAUCUCAAUCGGGCUUCGCACAGCAGCGACACCGUGAUCCCGCCAGCUCAAGGGUCUUUCCCAGAGAAGAGCCUUCCUCUGAGUCCCAGCCUGGCACUCAUUCCGAAUGUCGAGGAGGCUAUGGCCCUGGUGCUUGCUCUGAAGCAGGAAACCGACAAAGCUGCCACUCGCGCACUGGAAGCGGAGAACCGACGCAGGCAGAUCGAGCAGGAGAUUGAUGCCCUGCGUCAACGCAUGCAAGGCUCAACCGACGGCGCCAGGGGGGCCACUCCUGAGGCUGUGGCUGGUGGUCCUGCCGCGACAGCCUCCAUCCCUCCAGGGGUUUCGGACCCGGCUCCCGCCGGCCCCGCGAUCACUACUGCCAACGUCGAGGUCGGCCAGGAUGCUGCGCAGUCGUCUGUAUAUUCGCAGCCGAUCCCAUCGCAGUCUCCUUCGCCGCUGCAUGCACAGACAAAUGUCCUGGGUCAGGACUCACGCGCGGCCCAGCCUCGUGUACUGGUCGGCGCCAAUCGCACUCGCACAACCAAGCCGACGGUCGACGAGACCGACUCCGACUCAGACCACGAGCCGAAGGGCUCUGGUCGUGACACCCGCCGACCGGCCUCCUCAUCCACCCCCGCCCUGCAGGGCUCGACACCGGCGGCUCCAGUGGCCCAUAGCAACUCCGGGACCCCAACUGGGCUGCUGAGCACAUUGAUUCAGAAUGCGGGUGCCAAAUCCUUCACAUCCUCCUCUGCAUCUCCGGUGGGGGGGAUCCUGAAUCUUGGCCAGACUUCUCCAUCCCCGACUGAGGGUCCUGCUGGCGCAAAAUCGCCGUCCCUUCUCCAGGAAACCUCACCUCCGAUCCUGAAGCGACCCAGUGUCUCGCCAGUGUCGGGCUCUAAGGCAGUCCCUCUGGUGCCUGCUCGCCUGGUUGCCCCGACCACUUCUGUCCCCCCGCAGGGGGGGGCCUGAGCGGCGGACGUAAGGCGCGGGAAGGCAGGCGCUCGGAAAGCGCGCGGCCUUCUGGCGAUCGCGCCAAAUGCCCCCGGCGUGAUAUAUAGAUCACAUGCGCGGACGAUGCGAUCGGCGCCUCUGUCCCGGGUGGCGGGCGGGGCGGGUUCCGCCCCACUUGGCACCAGGACUGCCGCCGCACAUGUUCCGCGCACACCCUGUCUCUCUCUUCUCUCUCUCCCUCUCUCCCCUUUCCUCGACCCCAUCUAGCGCACAUGCAUGUGUCGUGCACGGCAUUAAUAGACCCCACCUCACAGCACAAGGAGGCCCCUUGUUGGCACA